Penicillium chermesinum is the source of this 1566-nucleotide messenger RNA. Its product is annotated as glycoside hydrolase family 125 protein. The coding region runs from base 1 to 1566 and encodes 521 amino acids. NCBI's taxonomy places the organism in Eukaryota, Fungi, Ascomycota, Eurotiomycetes, Eurotiales, Aspergillaceae. The transcript is spliced from 4 exons. Gene Ontology annotation, biological process: carbohydrate metabolic process. The record is from RefSeq and is a predicted model, not a curated record.
AUGAGCUUGUCCACUUUCCUCACCGCAGCCCUUCUAGGCUUGCAGGUCAAUGCUCUGCCUGGACGCAACCAUCAGGCCGUCGUGACGCGUGAUUGCCCUGACUAUACCACCUACUCCGCCCAGAAGCAUGGGCCUUAUAGCGACGGUCCGUUGAAGUUGCCCUUCCAGCGACCGGUUGAAUCAUGCCGCACUUUCUCAUCGGAAAAGGUAGAAAAGGUCAUUGACGAUAUCACUUCGCGACUGGUCGACAAGGAUCUUGCCCAGAUCUUCCGCAAUGCCUACCCCAACACACUCGACACCACCAUCCGUUGGCACGUUGACGACUCGAACAUGACCGCGAUGCAUCGCAAUACUAAGCGCGAGAAUGCGGACUGGAGCGGUCUUCAGACGUUCAUCGUCACUGGCGACAUCAAUGCGGAGUGGUUGCGCGACUCCACGAACCAGCUCACGAACUACCAGAAGCUGGCGUCGCAGGACAAGGAUCUGUACAAUCUCAUUCUUGGGGCUAUUCGAACUCAAUCCGAGUUUGUGAUUGGAUCACCAUACUGUAACGCCUUUCAGGCGCCCUCGGUCAGCGGCAUCAAGCCCGAGAACAACACUCAGGUCGAUACUGUGCAUCCGCCAUACAGCAAGUCAUUUGUGUACGAGUGCAAGUACGAACUUGACUCGCUUGCUCACUUCCUGAAGUUGGGCCGCGAAUUCCACGAGAACACCGGCUCCACUGAGCACCUGACCGAGCGCUGGUUCAAGGCCCUACAGACCGUCUUGGACAGCAUUGAUGCGCAGUCGAAACCUACUUUCAACUCCAAGAGCCAAUAUGUCAAGAAUGUGUAUACCUUUCAGCGCCAGACUACUAUUGCGGCACCGGCCUUAUCCGAAGCGCCUUCCGUCCCAGCGAUGAUGCCACCAUUCUACCUUACUUUAUCCCCCCCUAACGCCAUGAUGUCUGUCGAGCUGCAGAAGACCGCUACUGUCCUAAAGGCUGCCGGCGGCCAUGAUGACCUGGCUGAUGAGCUUCAGGAGCGCGGCAACAAGCUUGCCGAGGCGGUUCGCAAACACGGUAUUGUAAACCAUCCCGUUUAUGGCGACGUCUACGCCUUUGAAGUUGACGGAUAUGGUGGUCGUAUCUUGAUGGAUGAUGCGAACGUCCCCUCUCUUCUGUCUUUGCCUUAUCUCGGCUUCUUGGACGAGACGGACCAGGUUUACCAGAACACCCGCAAGAUGAUCACUAGCAAGGACGGCAACCCAUACUUCUUGGAAGGAUCUGAUUUCCACGGUAUUGGUGGCCCUCACAUUGGCCUCACAAAUGCCUGGCCAAUGUCUCUUCUUAUCCAGGCUCAGACUUCGGAAAACGCCACUGAGAUCAAGGAAUGCAUUGAUCUGGUCCGUGAUUCGAGUCUCCUGGGCCUCAUUCACGAGUCGAUCAACGUCAACAACGUCACGGCGUACACUCGGCCCUGGUUCUCGUGGGCCAAUUCGGUCUUCGCGCAGACGAUCCUCAAGGUUGCCGCUGAGAAGCCUGAGAUCCUGUUUGGAGAUGAUGCUGAACCCUAUACUGUUCAAUGA